This is a messenger RNA of Lactuca virosa, 480 nucleotides long. NCBI's taxonomy places the organism in Eukaryota, Viridiplantae, Streptophyta, Magnoliopsida, Asterales, Asteraceae. The record is from the annotation of a GenBank genome assembly.
AUGCUCACUGCUUUAUCAAAAGAUCCAAACAACCAUGUAAAAGACACAACAACAUGGACACUUGGAAGAAUAUUCGAGUUUCUUCAUAGGCCAACUAUGGAGACACAGAUUGUCACACCUUCUAACUGUCAACAUAUUAUAACAGUUCUUUUACAAAGCAUGAAGGAUGCUCCAAAUUUAGCUGAAAAAGCAUAUGGGGACCUUUACUUUCUGGCACAAGGAUACGAGGAUUGCCAUCAAUCGUCUCCUUUGACUACUUACUUUCAAGAAAUCGUGUGGUCUCUGUUAACAGUGACUCACAGAGAAGAUUCUUUAGAAUGCAGACUAAGAACAACUUCGUAUGAGAGAUUGAAUGAAGUUGUGAGAUGUUUGAAUGAUGAAAUAUCUCCCAUGGUUUUACAGUUUGUCCCUGUCAUCAUGUUGGAACUACACAAAACCCUUGGAGAACAGAAGCUUUCAUUUAAUGAAAGACAGAAAUAG